Tripterygium wilfordii is the source of this 757-nucleotide messenger RNA. RefSeq names its product lachrymatory-factor synthase. The coding region runs from base 174 to 662 and encodes 162 amino acids. The transcript has a single exon. The record is from RefSeq and is a predicted model, not a curated record. NCBI's taxonomy places the organism in Eukaryota, Viridiplantae, Streptophyta, Magnoliopsida, Celastrales, Celastraceae.
AACCACAUAUUCAUAUCAGUCAACUUUGCACUCUCUUGGCAAACGCAUCAUUCCAUAAAAGCAAAGAAAUUAACUCACCAACCUUUAAUUUUGCACUAACUUACCAUAUAAAAUGCCAAAUCCAUAAAUACCUCCUAGGUUUUACACCAGAGCCAGUCCUCUCUCUCUCUCUAAUGGAAGACCAGGCACAGAGUACCAGGUGGAAAGGAAAGGUGGGUGUGGAGCUGAAAGGCCCAACAGCAGACCAAAUAUGGCCUUUCUUGGAGGAUUUCUGCAACAUCCACCAAUGGUUUCCGAACCUUGAUACUUGUACACAAGUAGAGGGAGUCAUAGGAAAGCCUGACCUUGUCAGGUACUGCGCAUCCAAAUCAGACGGCAGCAAUGAAUCGGAAGUCAAAUGGGUGAAAGAGAAGUUGGUGAUGAUUGAUCGGAUCGAACGGUGUCUAAGUUACGAGGUAACUGAGAAUAACAUGGGGUUCAAGUUAUACAGGGCCACCAUGAAAGUUCUGCCAGUCGAAGAAGGGAGCAAGAUUGAGAUGUCUUUUGUUGCAGAUCCGGUUGAAGGGAUGGAGGAGGAAGGUUUGGCUUCUUAUUUGGAUUUCUGUCUUAAUUUCAUGGCUAAACGAAUGGAGCAGACUUUAUUGUCUGCAUCUGAUGCUUGAAGAACGGCUUGGCUUGUUGUUCUUUGUUUGGUUCUUACAAGUGGCUUUAUUCUAAUGGACAUAAUAGAAUAAAUUAUUGGUCUCCUUCCCCUAAA